AUGUUAAAUUAUUACAUUCCAGGAGAUUAUCUGAUUAGUGGAAUCAUAUCUACAUCCAGUUCUGUAGUUCAACCAUAUAGUUUCUUCAUGCCUCCCACCAACAAAUUUGUAAGUAAGUUUGUGAGUUUUGUUCAUAUCCUACCCUUUGUCUUUGCCAUUCAUGAGAUCAACCAGAAUCCAAGGCUCUUACCAAACAUCACCCUGGGCUACAACAUUUAUGAGAUACUUUUCAAUGCAAGGAUAACAUAUGAUUCCAUUAUGGAUUUGCUAUCCAUGGGACAGGAGAAUGUCCCAAACUACAGUUGUGGAAGACCAAAAAAUCUGUUGGCUGUGCUUGAAGGGACUGAUUCUGAUCUCUUCAGUCAUCUUUCAGGCAUGCUGAGCAUCUACAAAAUGCCUCAGCUUCAUCCUUUCCUAAGAAACUUUCAGCUUUACAAUCUGUCCGUGGAUAAUAUUUAUUUGGAUGAGGAUGGAAAUCCUGUUGCUAACUUGGAUAUCAUAAACUGGGCAAUGUUUCCCAACAAGUCUACUGUUGGAGUGAAAAUUGGGAAUAUACAAAGAGAGGCCUCUUCAGAAGUUAAGAUCUCCAUCAAUCAGAGUGCCAUCAAAUGGCCAACAUCAUUUAACCAGAAGGCACCUUUUUCUAGGUGUACUGAAAGUUGUCUCCCAGGAUACAGCAAGGUGAUGAGAGAGGGAGCACCGAUUUGCUGCUAUGACUGCUCUCCAUGCAUUGAAGGAACAAUUUCCAGACAGGAAGAUGGAGCCCACUGUGAAAAAUGUCCAGAUGAGCAGCAUUCCAAUAAGAAUGGAGAUCAAUGUGUCCCCAAGGUUUUUAGUUUCUUGUCUUAUCAAGAAACAUUAGGUUUCAGUCUGGCUCUGAUUGCCUCUUUUUUGUCUUUUACCACUGCCUUUGUCCUGGGAAUCUUUAUUAAAAACCGAGAAACUCCUAUAGUCAGAGCCAACAACCGGGACAUCACAUAUAUUCUUUUAGUCUCUCUUCUUCUGUCCUUCUUAACCUCCCUUCUAUUCAUUGGUCACCCCAAGAAAGUGACCUGUCUCCUUCAACAAACCGCCUUCAGUGUUGUCUUUUCAAUGGCAGUGUCUUCUUUGCUAGCAAAGACUGUCAUGGUGGUGGUAGCAUUUCUGGCCACAAUGCCAGCCAGCAGGAUGAGGAAAUGGCUGGGGAAAAGUCUUCCCAAUUCGAUUGUCUUAUUUUACACUGGUACUCAGAUUGGUAUAUGUAUCAUAUGGCUGGGAAUCUCUCCUCCCUUCCCAGAUUCUGAUCUGCAUUCCCAACCAGGACAGAUUCUUCUAAAAUGCAAUGAAGGAUCUGUCACCAUGUUCUAUACCACACUGGGCUACCUGGGCUUUUUGGCUACCAUCUGCUUCUUAGUGGCUUUCCUAGCCCGAAAACUGCCGGGGACUUUCAACGAAGCCAAGUGGAUCACCUUCAGCAUGUUGGUUUUCUGCAGUGUUUGGAUCUCCUUUGUCCCCACCUACCUGAGCACUAAAGGAAAAUAUAUGGUGGCUGUGCAGAUUUUUUCCAUCCUGGCCUCCAGCUUAGGUUUACUGGUCUGCAUUUUUGUUCCCAAAUGCUACAUCAUUAUUCUGAACCCUCACAUGAAUACCAAGCAGCACUUAAGGAUGAAAAACUUUGAGAGGUAUUGA
Protobothrops mucrosquamatus (brown spotted pit viper) is the source of this 1668-nucleotide messenger RNA. Its product is annotated as vomeronasal type-2 receptor 26-like. NCBI's taxonomy places the organism in Eukaryota, Metazoa, Chordata, Lepidosauria, Squamata, Viperidae. The coding region runs from base 1 to 1668 and encodes 555 amino acids. Gene Ontology annotation, molecular function: G protein-coupled receptor activity. The record is from RefSeq and is a predicted model, not a curated record. Gene Ontology annotation, cellular component: membrane. Gene Ontology annotation, biological process: G protein-coupled receptor signaling pathway. The transcript has 5 exons.